This is a messenger RNA of Candidozyma auris, 1518 nucleotides long. RefSeq names its product ribosome biosynthesis protein RRB1. The transcript has a single exon. Gene Ontology annotation, molecular function: protein binding. The record is from RefSeq and is a predicted model, not a curated record. The coding region runs from base 1 to 1518 and encodes 505 amino acids. NCBI's taxonomy places the organism in Eukaryota, Fungi, Ascomycota, Pichiomycetes, Serinales, Metschnikowiaceae.
AUGCCCAAAAGAGCAGCUGAAGAGGAUCCUAGCGUCUCAAUUGGUGGCGUUGCCAAACAGGCCUCUGGAGAAGUCCCUCCAGCCACAGGCGAAGGAGUCGUAGAGAAAGAUAUAGACAUGGGCGACUACGAGGACCCAUAUGGAGACGACUUCGAAAGUGAUGGAGAGAUCAUCGAGCUUGACUCGGAAGGAGAAGACGGAAUGGAACAAGACGGCUCGUCUAACAAGAUAGAAGACUUGGAACGCGAGGAAGCCAGUGGACAACCCCAGCAGGAAAUAUACUUGCCCCACAGACUGAAGCCUUUGGGCCCCGACGAAGUGCUAGAGGCAGAUCCUACCGUUUACGAGAUGUUGCACAAUGUCAAUAUGCCUUGGCCAUGUUUAACGCUAGACAUCAUGCCCGACAGCUUGGGCAACGAGAGAAGAACGUACCCUGCGUCUUUGUAUGUGGCCACAGCUACUCAAGCGCAGAAGGCUAAGGAUAAUGAGUUGAUCACGAUGAAAUUGUCGUCUUUGGCGAAAACACUUGUUAAAGAAGAAGAUGAAAAUGAGGAUGAUGACGAUGACGAGGAAGAAGAUUCUGACCCUGUGAUGGUCUCGGAAACUGUUCCACUUAAAAGCACCACCAACAGACUCAGGGUGUCUCCACACGCUGCACAGACCGGUGAAUAUUUGACUGCAGCUCUGCAAGAGAAUGGCGAAGUGCUCAUUUAUGACUUGCUGCCUCAGUACAAGGCAUUUGACACUCCAGGAUACAUGAUCCCCAAGGGAGCCAAAAGACCCAUUCACACUAUCCGUGCUCAUGGCAACGUGGAAGGUUAUGGUUUGGACUGGUCUCCUCUUAUAAAUACCGGUGCGUUGUUGCUGGGCGAUUGCCUGGGCAGAAUUCACUUGACAAACCGUACCACAUCCAGUUGGGUCACCGAUAAGACUCCGUUCUUUGCAUCUCAGUCGUCAAUCGAGGACAUUCAAUGGUCCACGAAUGAGACCACUGUUUUCGCCACUGGUGGGUGUGACGGCUACGUUAGAAUUUGGGACACGAGAUCGAAGAAGCACAAACCUGUUAUUUCGGUCGAGGCAUCCAAAACUGACGUGAAUGUCAUCUCAUGGAGCACCAAGAUCUCUCACUUGCUUGCAUCUGGCCAUGAUGACGGUACCUGGGGCGUGUGGGACUUGCGUAGCUUUAACGGAAAAGACAAGCCUUCUCCAGUCGCUCACUACGACUUCCAUAAAGCACCAGUGACAUCGAUCUCGUUCAAUCCUUUGGAUGAGUCCAUCAUUGCCGUAUCUUCUGAAGACAACACUGUCACGCUAUGGGAUUUGGCAGUGGAGGCAGACGACGAGGAGAUCUCUCAACAAAGAAAAGAAGCCCAAGAGUUGCAUGACAUUCCUCCACAGUUGUUGUUUGUCCACUGGCAAAGGCAUGUUAAAGACGUCAGAUGGCACUCGCAGAUCCCUGGCUGCUUGGUGUCGACAGGUGGAGACGGUUUGAAUGUGUGGAAGACUAUUUCAGUAUAA